AUGACCAGGAAGUUUCGACCCCUUCGGGGCAGUGCCGGCUAUUCGGAGAAGGCCCGCGCCGAUUACUCGGCCAAAUCUAGGAAACAAACAAGGAAAUCCAGCACAACAGGAUCGCCAGCAUCUGUGAUGUCUCCUCAAUCUUCAGACCGGACCUUGUUGCAAACCCAGCCGGUAGUCGUCAGUACUCUACCAUUAGAAAAUGCAGGCUUUCUCGGACCAACCAGUUACCGUUCCCUUCUGAGGGAGGGUGACUCGGGCACAGCAGACCCUUCUUUCACGGCCCAUACCAUUGAGCCAAGGCAACUAGACCUGGGGUUACAAGCUGUUGCAUUUUUGGUUUCCGAAGCACCCCUUCUCGGCAAUCUUGUCAAGUAUACAUAUGACAUCGGACGAACGCCUAUCAUCCCAGGGGUGCUUAUGCUUCCUGCACUAGAUUGCCUUUGGGAGAUCCUUGGCGACUAUGCGUCUGUGGAGGAGGCUUCACGUCUACGUACAGUUGUGCACAUAUUUGAAAAUUCAUACCAUCCCAUUCCGGUAAACGAUGACAUGAAAGCGGAUGAUAUUUCUCAACUGAUCAGCGGCAAGAAUCUCAGGUGGGAGACAAUUUCCAUCGUACUCACCAUAUCUACCCUGGCCUUGAUGUAUAUGCCUUCCCAUGUUGUCUUGCAGGUUGAUUCUCAAAAGCGGACUAAAGAUGAACUUCUUGCCCAGAUACUAGAAGUCACAGAAAAGCUAUCAACGAUUAGCAAUGCGCUUCCGGCGGUAAAUGAGUUGCUGGUCUGUUGGAAAUACUACCAGAUGGUGCUUGCAUCUCAGAGAUUUGGCGACUCGAGAAAGCAUCCUGGAUUCAUCCACCAGUGGCGCCGGUUAUGUUUCACCGGAGUCUACGCUAUGGAUAAGGCCAUCGCCACCACUCUCGGCCGACCCCCCUUGAUGAAUCGGUAUUAUUGCGUAUUGGAGCCACCAUUAGACCUCGACUAUGGUAUUGACCCUCGACAAUACGAGUCAAACCUUCAAUUGAUCGACUCAAACGGAUGGAACACUGACAUAAGAUGGCGCCCUACCACUCUGUUUCGCCUUCGUUUUCUUCUUGCGACGGUCAGGGAGGAGAUACUGGAGCUUCAUUUGGGUGUCACAGGUAGUGACGCCGUGGGACGAGCAGAUGGUCUUCUGCACCGGCUGAGAUCCAUAUGGGAAGCUUGUCCCAACCAAGUCAAGUAUUCACCAGACAUGUGGAGUGGACCCCACCGGUGCAACGACACACUUGUACUUCUUUCUGUCUACCUCGACUACCUCCACUCAACGUUUCUGCUUCAUCGAUUCACGGCCCAGGGAAUGCCAGGAGGGAAGUCCCAAGCGCUUUGUCUUGUGGCCAAGAAUAUCCUGUCCACGAUACUUUUCCUACCAUAUGGUCUCCCCAGCGCACAGCUUCUCUCCAUGGAGUUGCUCCAUCGUUCCACUUCCCUAUCGAUACCGACCACUCUACCAUUUCCAAGAGCGGAGGUCAUACGCGAGCUUACCCUGUUUGUGUCCUGUCUGAGCUGGGUCUCACGGCCUGGGAACUGCAACUUCGGGUACUGCAAUCAGAUAAAGGCCAAACUAACCCGGACUCUGGAUCAGAUACUGGAUCCGUCCUUCGCUGCGCCCAGUUUGUACAACCAUGAGGUUGAUGCUGGACGUCCUGUGAUCGAGGGUUUCGCGGAAGGAUUGGAUUCCGGGCUCAGCUUGAGCACCUUGCUUGACAGUGGCAUAGAGAACCAGUGGAACUUUGGAUUGGACCUUUUCUCCGGAUCUGUCUUUUAG
This is a messenger RNA of Aspergillus heteromorphus CBS 117.55, 1803 nucleotides long. RefSeq names its product fungal specific transcription factor domain-containing protein. The record is from RefSeq and is a predicted model, not a curated record. Lineage: Eukaryota; Fungi; Ascomycota; Eurotiomycetes; Eurotiales; Aspergillaceae. The transcript has 5 exons. The coding region runs from base 1 to 1803 and encodes 600 amino acids.